Gamsiella multidivaricata is the source of this 3678-nucleotide messenger RNA. RefSeq names its product CRM1 C terminal-domain-containing protein. NCBI's taxonomy places the organism in Eukaryota, Fungi, Mortierellomycota, Mortierellomycetes, Mortierellales, Mortierellaceae. Gene Ontology annotation, cellular component: cytoplasm; nucleus. The transcript is spliced from 18 exons. Bases 257 to 3487 code for a protein of 1076 amino acids. Gene Ontology annotation, biological process: protein export from nucleus; ribosomal large subunit export from nucleus; ribosomal small subunit export from nucleus. The record is from RefSeq and is a predicted model, not a curated record. Gene Ontology annotation, molecular function: nuclear export signal receptor activity; small GTPase binding.
AGUUCCCCUGCGCUCCUUUCCCUUUUUUUCUCGUGGUUUCUACAAAAGAAGCGUCUUUCCCUCGUCCCUCACUCCCCACUCUUCUUUCUUUUCUUUUCUCUCCCCCUUCCCUUCGCUCUCCAUCCUCCCAAAUACCUCAUCCGAUUCUUCGUUUUCAUUUCCUUUCUUUUUUCCUUUUUUUUUUUUCGCUUACUCCUCCACUUGGCGAAAAAUAAAAACAUCAAAACACUUUCGGGAUCCCAUCUCUUUCGACACCAUGGAGGCCAUUCUCGACUUCAACCGCGAUCUGGACAUUGACUUGCUUGAUCGCGUUGUCCAGACAUUCUUCUCUGGCACUGGACCAGACCACAAACUCGCGCAGCAGGUCUUGACUCAGUUCCAGGAACAUCCCGAUGCUUGGAGGAGAGUCGAUGCGAUUCUGGACAACUCAAAGGUUUCCCAGACCAAGUUCUUGGCUCUGGCAAUCUUGGAAAAAUUGGUUCAGACGCGGUGGAAGCUGUUACCACCAGAACAAUGCCAAGGCAUUCGUAACUACACUGUGGGACUGAUCGUCAAGUUAUCCUCAGAUGAGGCAACGCUUAUUCGUGAGAGGACGCUAAUCAACAAACUGAACAUGGUUCUUGUCCAGAUCUUGAAGCAGGAAUGGCCUCAUGCCUGGCCUGGCUUCAUUCCUGAGAUCGUUGUGUCCAGUAAAUCCAACCUGUCUUUGUGUGAAAACAACAUGGUGAUUCUUAAGCUGCUGAGCGAGGAGAUUUUCGAUUAUUCUGCAGAGCAAAUGACCCAGGUCAAAACGAAAAACCUGAAGAACUCGAUGUGUGGAGAAUUCUCUGAAAUCUUCCAGCUUUGCAGUGAAGUCUUGGAGAAGGCCAACAAGCCCAGCUUGAUCAAGGCGACAUUGAACACACUCCUUCGCUUCCUCAACUGGAUCCCACUUGGAUACAUUUUCGAGACAAACAUCGUGGCAAACCUCCGCUCGAGAUUUCUGGACGUUCCAGUGUUCCGAAAUGUUACUCUGAAAUGCCUUACGGAGAUUGGAUCGCUAUCGGUUGCCGCUGACUACAACGACAAGUUUGUUGUUCUCUUCAAUAUGGUGAUGACUUCAGUCGCUAAGACCGUUCCAAUUGACGGAGAUAUCGCACAGAUGUACGAGGAUGCAGGAGAUGAUGAUCAGCAAUACAUCCAGAACUUGGCACUGUUCCUUACCGGAUUUCUUGGAGUACAUCUCAAGCUUGUCGAGAAUUCCCAGAACAGGGAAGUGCUCCUCGUUGCCCAUCAGUACCUGCUUAAGAUUUCACAGGUGGAUGAGCGCGAGAUUUUCAAAAUUUGCUUGGAAUACUGGACCAAGCUGGUGGCAGAGCUCUACGAAGAGAUUCAGCAGCUGCCUGUCAUGGAGCUUCCAUUGUUGAACCUCGGCGCCGGCGGCAUGAUGCAAUCGGCCGCAGGAAAUGUUGCUCUUCGCAAGAACUUUUACACCGAAAUCCUCGCUCGCCUUCGCGUCGUUAUGAUUGAGAGAAUGGUCAAGCCUGAGGAGGUAUUAAUUGUGGAGAACGACGAAGGAGAGAUUGUUCGCGAGGUGAUGAAGGAGAGUGACACAAUCACGUUGUACAAGAGCAUGCGCGAGGUUCUUGUGUAUCUGACGCAUUUGGACUGCGUAAACACGGAGCAGAUCAUGUCCGACAAGUUGACAAAGCAGGUCGAUGGUUCCGAAUGGUCCUGGGCUAACCUUAACAAGCUGUGCUGGGCCAUUGGUUCUAUCUCGGGUGCCAUGAAUGAGGAUGCUGAGAAGCGGUUCUUGGUUACCGUCAUCAAGGAGCUCUUGGGACUGUGCGAAAUGAAGCGUGGCAAGGAUAACAAGGCAGUCGUUGCUUCAAAUAUCAUGUACAUUGUUGGGCAAUAUCCACGCUUCUUGAAAGCGCACUGGAAGUUCUUAAAGACGGUGGUAAAUAAGCUGUUCGAGUUUAUGCACGAGACCCACGAUGGUGUUCAGGACAUGGCCUGCGACACAUUUAUCAAGAUCUCACAAAAGUGCAGGCGCCACUUUGUCCUGCAACAAUCUCAAGAGGUCAUGCCCUUCAUUGACGAGAUCCUCAACACUCUGGACAAGAUUACAAGCGACCUCUCUCCAGCUCAGAUUCACACAUUCUACGAGGCCAUCGGAUACAUGAUCUCAGCACAACCCAACCGUGCAGCACAGGAACGCUUGAUUGCCAAGGCGAUGCAAUCCCCUAACCAAUAUUGGGACAACAUCAUGCAGCAAGCGAACCAGAGUCUGCAAAACCUCGACAACACCGAGAACUUGAAGGUUCUAGCCAGCGUUUUGAAGACGAACGUUGCUGCGUGCGGUUCUAUCGGAGCAGGAUACUUUUCACAGCUCGGACGCAUUUACCUGGAUUUGUUGGGUGUGUAUAAGGCAGUGAGCCAAUUGAUCUCUGAAAGCGUGGUCAAGCAGGGGCCUGUUGCGCUCCGUACCCCUCGUGUCCGUCAGAUGCGCACAGUGAAGAAGGAGAUCCUUCGUCUCAUCGAGACCUAUGUCAACAAGGCUGAUGACCUAACCGAAGUGACUCAGAAGAUCAUCCCCGGAGUCCUCGAAGCCGUGUUGGGAGACUACCAGCGUAAUGUCGAACCCGCACGCGAUGCUGAGGUUCUCAGCGUGAUGAGCACGAUUGUCACUAAGCUUGGAUCUCUGUUGAACGACAAGAUUCCAUUAAUCCUGGAGUCAGUGUUUGAUGUGACUCUGAACAUGAUCAACAAGGACUUUGCCGAAUACCCAGAUCACCGUGUUGGAUUCUUCAAGCUGGUGCGUGCGAUCAGCCAAAGCUGUUUCCCAGCUCUUAUGAAACUCCCUCCUGCGCAGCUUCGUUUGAUCAUGGAUAGUGUGGUUUGGGCUUUCAAGCACACGAUGCGUGAUAUUGCCGAUAUGGGAUUGUCGAUUUGCCUGGAUAUCAUCAACAACUUCACAGCCAGCGACCCAGUUAUUGCCAACCAGUUUUACCAAGCCUACUUCUUGAACCUCCUCAACGACAUUUUCUUUGUCCUGACAGACAACAACCAUAAGAGUGGCUUCAAGUUCCAAAGCCAACUUUUAGCGCGCAUGUUCUUCUUGGUUGAGUCGGGGGCUGUUCAGGCACCGUUGUUUACUCCUGCUCAAGUGACUGAUCCUAACAUGACGAACGGCCAAUUCUUACGGGAAUACAUGAUGAACUUGCUUCAAAACGCCUUCCCUCACCUGCAGCCAUCUCAAAUCCGGACAUUUACAUUAGCAUUGUUUGAGACGAACCGGGAUGCGAACAGGUUCAAGCUCCAUUUGCGCGACUUCUUGAUCCAGCUGACAGAAUUUGGGGCAUCGGAGAACGAGCGAAACGAGUUGUUUUUGGACGAACGUGAGGCAGAACAGGAGACGAAGCGCAAGAUGGAGAGGGAAGCGGCGCUUAGGAUCCCAGGUUUGGUCAAGCCUUCGGAGUUGCCUACAAUGGACGAGGAUGAUUAAUCAACAAACUGCCAAUCUUUACAGUAAACGAUGGCAGCAUCCAUGCGCGCAGGGUGUAGAGGGACUAUCAAACCCUUAUGGAGGUUUAUAUUGGCGAAUGUUACAAAAAUAUAAAAACAACUGUACCUAUUCUUUUUCUUCAAACAUACAACCAUUGCACGCAAGUUUUCUUUUUUUUUUUUUUCUUUAUU